AACUUCAAGAUGUCCUUUGGGAGAGAUAUGGAGCUGGAGCAUUUUGAUGAGCGUGAUAAAGCGCAGCGAUAUGGCAGAGGGUCCCGGGUAAAUGGUUUGCCCAGCCCUACUCACAGUGCCCACUGCAGCUUUUACCGAACCCGUACUCUACAGACCCUGAGUUCUGAGAAGAAAGCCAAGAAAGUUCGUUUCUAUCGUAAUGGAGACCGGUAUUUCAAAGGGAUUGUGUAUGCCAUCUCCCCUGACCGGUUUAGAUCCUUUGAAGCUCUCCUGGCUGAUCUGACCCGAACUCUGUCUGACAAUGUGAAUCUGCCCCAGGGAGUGAGAACAAUCUACACAAUUGAUGGCUCCAAGAAGAUUUCCUCCUUGGACCAGCUAGUAGAAGGGGAAAGCUAUGUAUGUGGUUCCAUAGAACCCUUCAAGAAACUGGAGUACACGAAGAAUGUAAACCCAAACUGGUCAGUGAAUGUUAAGACAACUUCUGCUUCUCGUUCAGUGCCGUCUCUUGCCACUGCUAAGGGAGGUACUCCAGAUGCAAAAGAGAAUAAGGAUUUCAUUAGGCCUAAACUAGUUACUAUCAUCAGGAGCGGAGUGAAGCCACGGAAAGCAGUCCGGAUUCUGCUCAACAAGAAGACAGCCCAUUCAUUUGAACAGGUUCUUACUGAUAUAACCGAUGCCAUCAAGCUGGAUUCAGGGGUGGUUAAACGCCUAUACACAUUAGAUGGAAAACAGGUGAUGUGCCUUCAGGAUUUCUUUGGCGAUGAUGACAUUUUUAUUGCAUGUGGACCAGAAAAGUUCCGUUACCAGGAUGAUUUCUUGCUGGAUGAAAGUGAAUGUCGGGUGGUGAAAUCCACUUCCUAUACCAAAAUAGCUUCGACUUCACGUAGGAGCAACACCAAGAGUCCAGGCCCAUCCCGACGCAGCAAGUCUCCUGCUUCUACCAGCUCAGUGAAUGGAACCCCUGGUAGCCAGCUUUCUACUCCCCGCUCUGGGAAGUCUCCAAGCCCAUCUCCCACCAGCCCAGGAAGCCUACGGAAACAGAGGAGCUCCCAACACAGUGGCUCCUCUACCUCAUUAGCAUCCACCAAAGUUUGCAGCUCUAUGGAUGAAAAUGAUGGACCUGCAGAAGAAGUGUUGGAGGAAGGUUUCCAGGUUCCAGCAUCGAUAGCAGAGCGAUAUAAAGUUGGAAGGACUAUAGGAGAUGGAAAUUUUGCUAUUGUGAAGGAGUGUAUAGAAAGAUCAACUGGUAGAGAAUAUGCUCUGAAAAUAAUCAAAAAAAGUAAAUGUAGAGGAAAAGAACACAUGAUCCAGAAUGAGGUAUCUAUUUUAAGACGAGUCAAGCAUCCCAAUAUUGUACUUCUGAUUGAGGAGAUGGACAUGCCAACGGAGUUGUACCUUGUCAUGGAACUUGUAAAGGGAGGAGAUCUUUUUGAUGCUAUUACUUCCACCAACAAAUAUACAGAGCGGGAUGCCAGUGGGAUGCUUUACAAUCUGGCCAGUGCCAUCAAAUAUCUUCACAGCCUGAACAUUGUCCACAGGGAUAUCAAGCCAGAGAAUCUACUGGUUUAUGAACACCAAGAUGGGAGCAAGUCCCUGAAGCUAGGAGACUUUGGCUUAGCAACGAUUGUGGAUGGACCUCUGUAUACUGUUUGUGGGACCCCAACAUAUGUAGCUCCAGAAAUCAUCGCUGAAACUGGAUAUGGCUUGAAGGUGGACAUCUGGGCAGCCGGUGUGAUUACUUACAUCCUGCUCUGUGGUUUCCCUCCAUUCCGUGGAAGUGGAGAUGACCAAGAAGUGCUUUUUGAUCAGAUUUUGAUGGGACAGGUGGAUUUUCCAUCUCCAUAUUGGGACAAUGUUUCUGACUCUGCAAAGGAACUUAUCACAAUGAUGCUUCAAGUAGAUGUAGAUCUGCGGUUCUCAGCCUUACAAGUUCUUGAGCAUCCAUGGGUUAAUGAUGAUGGCCUUCCAGAGAAUGAGCAUCAGCUGUCAGUAGCUGGGAAGAUAAAGAAGCAUUUCAACACAGGCCCUAAACCGAACAGCACAGCAGCUGGAGUUUCUGUAAUAGCACUGGACCACGGGUUUACCAUCAAGCGAUCAGGGUCUUUGGACUACUACCAACAACCAGGAAUGUAUUGGAUAAGACCACCGCUCUUGAUAAGGAGAGGCAGGUUUUCCGACGAAGACGCAACCAGGAUGUGAGGGGACGUUACAAGGCACAGCAAGCUCCACCUGAACUCAACUCCGAAUCGGAAGACUAUUCACCAAGUUCAUCCGAGACUGUUCGCUCACCUAACUCACCCUUUUAAUAAAACACUUUUACUCAAAAGUCUUGGCUUUAACCCUUUGAGACCCUGAAAAUCCUUCAGACCUGUGUGAAGUGAUUACAGCUGAUGUAUCCAGCAGUAAACGCUGCAAUGGUGGAACAGAAAAGGGUGCUCACAGAAUCUUUGUAAGAAAAAUUUCCUAAUUGAUUGAAAUACUUGUUCUCUGUUUAGAUUGCAACUUGCUGCUAAUAUGAUCCUCAAAGGGUUAAGGCUAUUUUGCUUUUUUAUUUAAAGAUAGAAGCAGUGAAUGUUUUCAUCAGUGAAGCUAGGAACCGCAGUAUGUAAUUUUAGCACGUUAACCCUCUGAGUAAGUGAUCAGCUUAAAUCUUGACAACCCACAUUAGGGCUUUAUUCUGGCUUUUUUGCUUUUAUACGCACAUAUCUUUUAUGGUACCCUAAAGUUCCUUGCCAGUUUCUGGCGAAAACAAUAUCAAACACACUAUUGCUUAGGGUUUGCCAAUAUAGGCAUUAAAAAUGAAAAUAAAAUUAAAUAAA
Opisthocomus hoazin is the source of this 2819-nucleotide messenger RNA. Lineage: Eukaryota; Metazoa; Chordata; Aves; Opisthocomiformes; Opisthocomidae. The record is from RefSeq and is a predicted model, not a curated record.